GAGGAGGAAGAGGAGCAGCGGCUCUGCCGGAGCCUCUCAGCCGUCUUCAGUCGUCUCUCUCCUGCGGGACACAUGGGGUCAGUGCGGGGCUGUGCGGGUUCACUGUGACGGAUGAGCGACGAGGACGCGGACGCACGAACACCCCGAUGAGAGCGCGCGCUAAUUAGGAAAACCUGGUCGAGCAAUUAAGCGCGAGGAGGAGGAGACGUCGACGCACGAGCUGCGGUGAAGCUCGGUCCGCUCCGCGCGCCUCAGAGAAGCGAGUGUUACGCGCAGAGCUUGGUUUUCUCCGCGGGACGAGGCUGGAGCAGUGCGCACAACCGGUUGAUCUCGCCCCCCCCCUCACCUCGGCACCAUGAGCUGGAGCUUCCUCACCCGUCUGCUGGACGAGAUCUCCAACCACUCCACCUUCGUGGGGAAGAUCUGGCUGACGGUGCUCAUCGUGUUCCGCAUCGUGCUGACGGCGGUCGGCGGUGAAACCAUCUACUACGAUGAGCAGAGUAAAUUCGUGUGCAACACGCAGCAGCCCGGGUGUGAGAACGUGUGCUACGACGCCUUCGCGCCGCUGUCACACGUUCGAUUCUGGAUCUUUCAGGUCAUCAUGAUCACCACCCCGACCAUCAUGUACCUGGGAUUCGCCAUGCACAAGAUCGCCCGCAUGGACGACAGCGAGUACCGGCCCAGCUGCGGCCCGAGGAAGAGGAGGAUGCCCAUCGUCAGCCGAGGAGCCGUCCGCGACUACGAGGAGGCGGAGGACAACGGGGAGGAGGACCCGAUGAUCGCCGAGGAGAUCGAACCCGACAAACCCGACAAACCAGAGAAAACUGCAGAGAAGAAGCACGACGGCCGGCGGAGGAUCAGCCGGGACGGCCUGAUGAAGGUCUACAUCUGCCAGCUGCUGUGGCGCUCGUCCUUCGAGGUGGGCUUCCUGUUCGGUCAGUACAUCCUGUACGGCUUCGAGGUGAUCCCCUCCUACGUGUGCACCCGCUCCCCGUGCCCGCACACCGUGGACUGCUUCGUGUCGCGCCCCACGGAGAAGACCAUCUUCCUGCUGGUGAUGUACGUGGUGUCCUUCCUCUGCCUGCUCCUCACCCUCCUGGAAAUCCUCCACCUGGGGAUCGGCGGGAUCCGCGACAGCUUCCGCCGGCGGGCCACCCUCAACCCCCGAGCCUCGCUGCCGCUCUCCUCGGGCUCCCUGCCCACGGCGCCGCCAGGAUACCACGCCACCAUGAAGAAGGAGAAACUAAAAAAAGCCUUGAGGCAUUCGCCCAUUGCCGACUCCGGGAGGGAGAGUUUCGGGGACGUGGCGAGCACGUCCCGGGAGCUGGAGCGGCUGAGGAGGCACCUGAAGCUGGCCCACCAGCACCUGGACCUGGCCUACCAGGCGGAGGAGGGCAGCCCGUCACGGAGCAGCAGCCCGGAGGUCAACGUGCCGGCACAGAGCGCCGCCGAGCAGAACCGCCUCAACUUCGCCCAGGAGAAGCAGGGAGAGGCCAGCGAGAAAGGAAUACAUGCCUGAGCGUGCUGCCUGCCUCAAACGUCUGUUCCUCCAUUCCUACUGGCCUUAAACACAUGGGGGAAGCACAUAUGGGAAUGCAGUCAGACCACUGAGGGAGACCAAAGUGUGUGUGUGUGUCUGUUUGUUUGUUUGUUUGUUUGUUUGUUUGUGUGUGUGUGCGUGGAUGAGAGAAUUGAGCCUUUCAGUAUUAGGGGUCAGUCCAAAAGAAAGAGAGAGAGGGAGAACCGCUGACCCAGCUGUGUUGUGACAAAUGCUUCAUCUCCACGACUGUAAACUUGAACGCCUGCCACAUCUCCGCCCCCCCGCCCCCCCCCCCCCCCCCCC
Molecule: messenger RNA, 1843 nt
Organism: Pleuronectes platessa (European plaice)
Lineage: Eukaryota; Metazoa; Chordata; Actinopteri; Pleuronectiformes; Pleuronectidae
Product: gap junction gamma-1 protein
Exons: 6
Coding region: 356-1519 (387 amino acids)
Biological process (GO): cell communication
Cellular component (GO): connexin complex
Source: RefSeq, a predicted model, not a curated record